Molecule: messenger RNA, 2498 nt
Organism: Raphanus sativus (radish)
Lineage: Eukaryota; Viridiplantae; Streptophyta; Magnoliopsida; Brassicales; Brassicaceae
Product: probable E3 ubiquitin-protein ligase ARI16
Exons: 3
Coding region: 159-2321 (720 amino acids)
Biological process (GO): positive regulation of proteasomal ubiquitin-dependent protein catabolic process; ubiquitin-dependent protein catabolic process; protein polyubiquitination
Cellular component (GO): ubiquitin ligase complex; cytoplasm
Molecular function (GO): ubiquitin conjugating enzyme binding; ubiquitin protein ligase activity; zinc ion binding
Source: RefSeq, a predicted model, not a curated record
UUUUUCCUAUUUAACUAGAUAAUGCUAGCAUCAACACCUAGUAAAUCUAACCCUAAAUCACAGUAAAUCUUCAGCGUCGGCUUCCUCUUGAGACUUUUUCUCUAGCUUGCAACUCACGCUACUAAACCCCUUCUUUCACCAUCGAUCCUACGCAAGCCAUGGAAUCAGACGGGCAGAGACUCUACUCUGUUCUCACGAGAACAGAUGUUCUUGACAAGAUGAUGAAAGAGAUCGUUCAGAUCUCGGAAGUCUUCUCGUUAUCUCAGUCCGAUGCAACCGUAGCCCUAAUCCGUCUAGGUUGGGACUCGUUCAAGGCUUCGGAUCUUUUGGGCGACGACAAGGAGAGGUUUCUGUCGAAACUAGGGUUGGUUCAGGUCGUUCCUGAUACCGAUGGUGACGGAGAUACUCUUCUUGUCUCCUCCACUCCCUUGUGCUCGCACAAGUUUUGCUCUGAUUGCUGGAGCGAUCAUCUCGAGAAGAACAAGAAGGACGACAACACAAGUCUUGACCGAGUCUGCGUUGCCUCCGUUGGACCCGAUACGAUCGAGGAGAAACUCGCCGAGCCGGUUAAGGAGAUGUACGAGAGAUACGUUCUUGGAUCUUUCAUGGAGAGCAACAAGAUCAAGUGGUGUCCUGCUAAGGGAUGCGAGUACGCCAUCGAGCGUCAUGAUGAUCCAUCAGAAGAUGAUGAUGGUGGUGAAGGUGGUGAUCGCGAGUCCGGUGAUGAUUUCGGUGUGGUGUGUCUGUGUGGUCACACGUUCUGUUGGAGGUGCAAGCUCGAGUCGCACAGACCAGUGACGUGCAACAAUGCUUCCCUCUGGUUGAAUGAACUCUUGGUUGAAGCGAAAAGACUCACCUCGAUCACCACCAAACCUUGUCCUCAUUGCAACACUAACAUGCAAAGGAGUAUCAAUGGUCAUUGGAGAAUCGUUACUUGUGUCGUCUGCAGCCACUCCUUCUGCUGGCGCUGCUUGAUACCAGAGGGAUAUCACAGAGCAGUGUAUCAUUGUUUUGAAGUCUAUGUUCCUACACCACACGAUGAAGCGGCUCUGGAUCGUCACCUGGCACUCUGGAGGGAGGAUCGUAAAGCAAUGAAGGCAGCUAAACGCGAUCUCGAAGCCAUUGAGGGAAACAGCAUUCCCGAUCUAACCGAGGUUUGCGGUCUGGGAGAGCUGGACGCGAGGGCUGUGAGGGAAGCGUGCACGCUGAUCGUUCAAUGCAGACUCGUGUUGAAAUGGAGCCGUGUGUUUGGCUAUUUCAUAACCGAUUACCACAGCGCGAGGAAGCAGUACCUGGACCACCUCGUGGAGGGAGCUACCGCGAAUCUUGUGAAGCACAAAGAGAGAGUAGAUGAGUUGGUGCGGGGAGCCAUCUCGGGUGGAGUUGUCACUGGCUUCAGGCACAAGAUUGAAACCUCAACGACAGCAACUGGUAACUACUUCCAUGUCUUUGUCAAGACUGUCGAGGAAGGUCUGCGUGAUGUGAAGGCUGGUGUUUACAAGAACGUACCCACCGACUACUGGUUCUGCGAUCGCUGCACGUUUCAGAACGACGCUUUUGAACGCAAGUGUAGGAUUUGCGUUUUCCCUUUUGAGGGUCCUUCUCCUCCUCUCGUAAUCGGUGCUGCAAGUGGUCAUCAGCAACAAGGACUCCCAAACGUGUCCAGCAAUCCAUUUGCGUCUCCUCCACUUGGUGCUAAUGCUCAUCAACAAGGAGGAACCUACAACACUGUGGCGUUUGGUGACAACAACACUGCGAGUGCUCAUCAACAACAAGGAGUUCCAAACAUGUCCAGUAACCCGUUUGCUCGUGAAGGAGGAACAAAUGUUUUCGAGUCUGCUCCACCUGUGGCUUUUGGUGCUCAUCAACAACAAGUACCAAACAUGUCCAACAAUCCAUUUGUUCUUCCUGUGGCUUUUGGUAACAACAGCAACAACAUUGGUGCAAGUGUUUAUCAGCAGCAAGUCUCAAACAUGGCGAAUAAUCCAUUUGCUAGUCCAGGAGGAGGAACCUUGGCUUAUGGUAACAACAGCAUUGUUGGUGCAAGUCCCAAUACAUUUGUUCGAGAAGGACCAAUCUUUACUGCGUAUCCUGGUUAUGGUAACAACAGAGCUCAAGUCCCAAACAUGGCCGACAAUCCAUUUGCUCGUCCAGGUGGAACAAACCCAUUGCAGUCGACUCCUCCUCCUCCAUUCGUGGCUUUCGGUAGUGCAAGUGGUGCUCAUCUGCAAGAAGAAGCAGCAGCAGCUCCAAACAUGAUGAUGGGGAACAACAAUCCAUUUGAUCGUCAAGGAGGAACCAAACCUUUUAAAUUCGAUUGAGAGCGAGUGAUGAUGACUGAAUGAUGAUGCUCUUUCUGUUUUCUUUGUCUUUUAUUAGGGUUUGUAAUAAAGCCUGUCGUCUCUGUUUUUGCUUUUGUCCUUUAGGGUUCGUUUUGUUUUUUUUUCCUUGUUGAAAAAGCAAACAAUAUGGUUUAUCAGUUUAUGUUUUGGAUAAAA